UUUCCUGCUUGUCCUUCAGUAGCUGCUGAAGACGCCGUAUUUCCCGCUGGUACUGAGCAGUCCUUCUGGCAAAAUCCUCUUCCUGUUCCUUCAUACGGUUGUUCAUGUCUCCAAGCUUCAUGGCAGCUUUUGUUUUGUACAUCUGUGCAAAUUAUUGGAAUGAUAUUGUUACAGUAAUUUCACUGCUAUACAAUAAGUGCUUACAGCUAACACAAUGAUAAACUACUGGCAUGUGGAUCACCUAUGGAAAAAUCAUUUUCCCAAUCCAAAAUGAAAGAUUUUGAAGAUGAUUAAGACGUGAACAGACUUUUGUCAAAAAGUGAAGGAAUUCUCAAAUGCUUCCAGGCUAAAGGAUGCUAAAGGAUUACUCUUUCAAGUCACGUUGAUACACAGUCUUCAUGCUGGGAGAUUCUGCAAUUGUACGUGUUCAGAAUGUACAGAUUUGGUUGAAGGGUCCAAUCUACUAUUGUAAGCAUUUGAUUUAAAGAUGAGCUGCUCUCAAACAGAAGGAGACAAAAGCAUUUCAAGUUCUGACCUAGAAUGCAAAAUCUGUUAUCACAAGUACAAUGGCCACAGCCGAAAGCCUAAAAUUCUGGACUGUUUACACAGAGUAUGUGCAAAAUGUCUAAACAAAAUAUUACUUAACGGUGACGGUUCCCACUGUAUUAGUUGUCCCUUCUGUCGCCAUGAGACAGAGGUCCAUGAGGAUGAAAUUGCAAAUCUCCCUGAUGAUACAAAUAUCAUGUGCAAACUUACAGCAAGAGACAAAACAACAUGGAAUUCUGGCUGCAAAGAGGUAGUUUUAACACCAAAGAACUUAACUUCUUCUAGUUCAACCCUUGGUUCUUCUAACUGUUUAGUUAUUACUAUAAGGGAGGUACAAAGGAAUUCCCCAAGGACACCGAGUAGUCAUACCACCUCUGACUAUUAUGCAGAUCGCAGUCUUGACACCAUGUCUGUUACAUCCCAAAGCAGGAUUGAUCAAGAUGUAUUCUCUAAAAUUUGUAAUCGAGUGCCAAGAAUACUUGUGUGGCUGUUAGGUUUCUUCUAUUUCAGUUCAUUGCCACUUGGAAUUUAUCUUCUGGUAAUCCAAAAAGUGACUCUGGGAAUUGUGUGCGUCAGUCUUGUUCCUUCCAGUCUGACUGUUUGCUUAGUCUAUGGUUUUUGUCAAUGUCUCUGUCAGGGUAUAUGUGAUUGCUCAUCCAGAAAUUAACAGCUGCCAGAUUCUAAGAAAUUAAGGAUUCAGCCAAGAAUUGAAGGUGGUGUCUGGGGCUGUGUUUGUAAUCAGCUGACCUGACAUUCACAGACUUUGAGGAGAUAAAUUUCGAUCACCCUUUGUGUGGAAAAUUGUUUUCUGAUUUCAUUUCUAAAUAACCAAUUUUAAAGGCAGAGUAGAGCAUUUUUCAUGACCUCAGGAUGUCCCGAAGAAUCUUCUAGACAAUUAAUUCUUUUCAAGUGCAGGUGUUGUUAUAAUACAGAAAAUGCACCUUAGAAGGCUCCAUAAAAUUAUAUCACCUUAUUCUGGAAUCUUCAUUGGAAAUAUUUCUCUUUAUCCAUCUGAUCAUAAAGGUAAUAAAAGAUGAAAGAUAAAAUGAUCAAAUUAAAUACUUUGCUUAGGUCAUAUCUCAAUCUAUGAAAUUCAAGGGAAUACAAAGACGCAAAUCCAGUUCAUGCAACCUAACCUCAUUCAAUCCUUUCCAGUACCAGUCCAGUAAAUCUUCACUGUACCUCAGCUAAAGCCAAUAUAUUCUUCCUGAGAAUGUGAUGCUCAAAACUGAAUGAUGUAUUCCUAAUGACUUCAGUAUAAGCAUCACUUUCUCACUCUUAUAUUCCAAGCAACCUUUAAAAGAGUCAAUCAGAUAGUAA
Molecule: messenger RNA, 1866 nt
Organism: Stegostoma tigrinum
Lineage: Eukaryota; Metazoa; Chordata; Chondrichthyes; Orectolobiformes; Stegostomatidae
Exons: 3
Coding region: 488-1213 (241 amino acids)
Source: RefSeq, a predicted model, not a curated record